Clarias gariepinus (North African catfish) is the source of this 4928-nucleotide messenger RNA. RefSeq names its product hook microtubule-tethering protein 3 (gene hook3). The transcript has 23 exons. The coding region runs from base 287 to 2452 and encodes 721 amino acids. Gene Ontology annotation, molecular function: microtubule binding; dynein light intermediate chain binding. Gene Ontology annotation, cellular component: cytoplasm; centrosome. NCBI's taxonomy places the organism in Eukaryota, Metazoa, Chordata, Actinopteri, Siluriformes, Clariidae. Gene Ontology annotation, biological process: cytoplasmic microtubule organization; cytoskeleton-dependent intracellular transport. The record is from RefSeq and is a predicted model, not a curated record.
GCUGUAGCUGUGGCUUCGCCGGUGGAGCGGGUUGCGUGUGUCUCCACGUAUUUGUUCAUCAGAAGACGGAUUUUAUUGUUUUAUAUUGAAAGGUGCGAUAAGGGAACAUAACCGGAACGUGUUAAAACGUGUUUAAAUUACUCGGGGAUAUAUUGUGAUAUUUGUUUCGUUUGAUCAAAUCGUUCCUAGUGAUUUUUUAGAGGUGCUCUCUCUGUUUGUUUGUGUGUGUGUGUGUGUGUGUGUGUGUGUCUGGGUAAAGUCACGGGCGGAUUAAAAGCGAGCUGCGAUGAGCACUUUGGACGCAGUGGAUCGGGUCGAGCUGUGUGAGAGUCUCCUAACAUGGAUCCAGACGUUUGGCGUGGAGGCGCCGUGCAAAACCGUGGAGGACCUGACGAGUGGCGUGGUCAUGGCGCAGGUUCUGCAGAAAAUAGACGUGGUGUACUUCAGCGACAGCUGGCUGAGCCGUAUCAAGCCCGAAGUGGGGGAUAACUGGAGGUUAAAGAUCAGUAACCUGAAGAAAAUAUUAAAAGGCAUCCUGGAUUACAACCAUGAGAUCCUGGGGCAGCAGAUUAACGACUUCACUCUGCCCGAUGUGAAUCUGAUCGGGGAGCACGCAGACGCAGCAGAGCUCGGCCGCAUGCUGCAGCUCAUCCUCGGCUGCGCGGUCAACUGCGAACAGAAACAAGAGUACAUCCAGACCAUCAUGAUGAUGGAGGAGUCCGUGCAGCACGUCGUCAUGACGGCCAUUCAGGAGCUCAUGAGCAAAGAGACGCCAGUUUCAGCCGGGAGCGACUCCUACGCCGACCUGGACAGACAGCUGAAGAAGACGGCGGAGGACCUGAACGAUGCUCUGGCUUCCAAAGAGGAGAUCGCUCAGCGCUGCCACGAGCUGGACAUGCAGGUGGCGGCCCUGCAGGAGGAGAAGAGCAGCCUGCUUGCCGAGAACCAGGUCCUGAUGGAGCGCCUUAACCAGUCCGACUCCAUCGAGGACCUGAACAGCCCGGCAGGAAGGAGGCACCUCCAGCUCCAGGCACAGCUGGAGCAGCUGCAGGAGGAGACGUUCAGGCUCGAAGCGGCCAAAGACGACUACCGCAUCCGCUGUGAGGAGCUGGAGAAGGAGCUCCUAGAGGUCAAAGGUCAGAACGAGGAGCUAACGUCUCUGGCUGACGAAGCCCAGUCACUCAAAGACGAAAUGGACGUCCUGAGACACUCGUCUGAUAAGGUGGCGAAAUUGGAGGCGCAGGUGGAGUCGUAUAAGAAGAAGCUGGAGGAUCUGGGGGAUCUGCGGCGGCAGGUGAAGCUGCUGGAGGAGAAGAACACCAGCUACAUGCAGAACACCGUCAGCCUGGAGGAGGAGCUACGCAAAGCUAACACGGCCCGCGCACAGCUGGAGACCUACAAGAGACAGGUGGUCGAGCUCCAGAACCGUUUGUCCGAGGAAUCCAAGAAGGCCGACAAGCUGGAGUUUGAGAGCAAGCGACUGAAGGAGAAGGUGGAUUCACUCCAGAAGGAGAAAGACCGGAUGAGGACGGAGCGCGACUCUCUGAAGGAGACGAUCGAGGAGCUGCGGUGUGUUCAGGCCCAGGAGGGUCAGCUCACCUCAGUAGGUCUGGUUCCACUGGGCAGCAGCGAGGCUGGUUCACUAGCGGCACAAAUUGUGACCCCAGAGAUCAGGGAGAGGUUUAUUCGACUGCAGCACGAGAACAAGAUGCUGAAGCUGAAUCAGGAAGGAUCUGACAACGAGCAGAUCGCACUCCUGAAGAGUCUGCUGGAGGACGCAAACGCCAGGAAGAACGAGCUGGAGUCGGAGAACAGGUUGGCGAAUCAGAGGCUCAUGGCCGGUCAGAGUCAGGUGGAGGAGCUGCAGAAGAGUUUACAGGAGCAGGACUCGAAAGCAGACGACUCGGUUCUGCUGAAGAGGAAGUGCGAGGAACACUUAGAGAAAUUGAGAGACGCGUCCAACGAGCUGCAGAAGAAGAGCGCCAUCAUCGAGGAACUGGAGCCCAAAUAUCACGCUGGUACUCAGAGGAUUGAGGAACUGGAGGAGGCUCUGAAGAAGAAAGACGACGAGAUGAAGCAGAUGGAGGAGAGAUAUAAGAAAUAUCUGGAGAAAGCAAAGAGUGUCAUUCGGACUUUGGACCCGAAACAGAACCAGGGUUCAGCUCCUGAGGUUCAGGCCCUGAAAAACCAGCUACAGGAGAAGGAGAGAAUGCUGCACUCUUUAGAGAAAGAGUACGACAAGGCGAAGUCUCAGCGAGACCACGAGGAGAAGCUGAUUGUAUCCGCCUGGUACAACAUGGGCAUGGCUCUCCAGAAGAAAGCAGCGGAGGAGCGUUUAGCCAGCACGGGUUCGGGUCAGUCGUUUCUGGCGCGUCAGAGGCAGGCCACCAGCACACGGCGCUCGUAUCCGGGCCACGUGCAGCCCGCCACAGCCAGUGAUGUAAAGGCAUGAGGUCGAGGCGGCGCGGCUGCAUGACGGCGCUCCUUGCAUGACCGAUUUUGCUCUUGAAUAACACCUCAACCAACACUAACACCUCUCGCUUUCUUCCGUCCCCCGGUCCCGCCGUUCCGUCUGCAUGCAUACGCUGCGUGUGUGAACGUCCGCUGUGUCCCAGCAUGCAGCAGUCUGUGGGCGGGGCUUGAAGGUUACCGGAGAGUGACGUAAUAAUGAUGAUAAUAAUAAGUGUUGCGCUGUAUUAAUACGACAGUCUCUUAGGUCAGCAUUUUGUUAUUAACUCUUGUCUUCUUUUUCAUAUUUAUUAUCACUUUUUUGUUUCCUUUUUUAUUUGAAUGCAGUGUUAUUUUAAUUUCAUGACCCGCGUGAGCAAACGGUGAGCCUCUGCACGGCACGGCUUCACUUUAUUUAUUAAAUGUUUAUUUUCCCAGAGCUCACAGCGCCACCGCUUGGCGGAAACCACGCACGAGAAUUACGUUACAUUACGUUUCUGUUUUUUCUUUCUGACAGGGAACAGUAUUAGGAGGUCGAAAAGAACAGAAAAAAAAGAAACAAGGUCAAUAAGGAGCUUAGAAGUAAAAUAUAAAGUAUUUAAGUCCUGGGUGUGCGUAUCAGAGACCUGGCAACAGGACAGAAACCACACCUCGUACCAGGGCUCUUUGUUUUUGUUUUUUUUCAUAAAUGAUUCUAUAAUAUUCGUUUAUUAAACAUUUAUUAACCAUCAGAUCUGAUUGAACAAAAUGUUUUGUUAAAAAAGUUAACUAUGCCAGGGUUUAGGCUGCUUUCACAGGGUUUUAUUUCCCUCCCAAAGAAUUAUGGUUUAAAAUAAGGUGAUUUUUUUUUUUUUUUUAUCAUUAUUUUUUUUUUUUUUAUAAAAAGAAAAAAAAAGUCCUUUCAAAAGUAUGUUUAAAUUAAAAUAAAUGAAUGAAUGAAUAAAUAAAUAAAUACAUAUAUAUUGUUUUUUUGACCAAUCUGAUUGCAGUUGAGCAACUAAAUCACGCACAAAUUGUUGGUUUCAAAUGAGCUUUAUUAAUAAAAUAUAGUGUAGUAAUAUUUAGAGAUUUGUCACAUUUUAAAUGUAUUUUUAUUAUUAUUAUUAUUAUUAUUAUUUAUUUUGAGUAAUUAGAUGCAAAUCAGAGGUCCAGACAAGAAAGAAAAAUUACACGAGUGUGGGAAAAAAUGCAUAAGUGAAAAUAAUGUGAACUAUAUGAAGCUUUAUGAUGCUAAAAAUAAUGAAAAUAUAUAACUCUUUUUUUUUUUAUAAUUAUUAUUAUUAUUGAGCCAAUUAGCGGAAAUCUGGGACGUCCCACUUCUUUCUCCCACCAAAAAAAAAAAAUACUACAAAAGCAAAUAACUUGUUUGUUUUUUUUACAAAUAAUUACUGCUUAUCAUGUUCAAUCUAAAUGAAUCUUUCGUCGAUUACUAGUUACCAUGCGUUUAUAUAAAUUAGCUAGCUGAUACUAGCAGAGGUUUAUAAAAUCGUUGUUAUGGUUAACGUAAUAUGACCAGCCUGAAAAAACAAAACAAAAAUGAAAGCAGCCUAAAAUAUCUAGGCAUAAAAACCAGUAAGCUGAACCACAGUUGGCUCGAUCACAAACCAUCGAGUGCUUUUGCGUUGUUACAUUUUACACAAGGACACAGAGAGACGACCGAAUGACAUCAUCAGGUCUCUAGGUCUCUAACAUGUGCGUCUGCGAUACUAAAAUAUCGUUUCCGCAUCCGCUAAGAGGCGUGUCCUGUUUUAUUAUUAUCUAUUUACUUUUUUUUUUUACCUCGGAUUGAUUGAUUGAUUGAUUGAUGACUCUGUGGACUAACACACUAAACCGUGUGCUGUUUAUUAGCCCUUAAACUUCAAAGUCUUCUGCUGCUUCUUUUCUUCAUCACGUCAUGACGUCCAUUCUUACGCGCCAUUUUGUACUGUUUAACGACUUUUUGUUUGAAUCUAUAUUUAGCUUAAGUACAUUUGUAAGGGUGUUUGUAAGUCGAGGAACGCACAACGCGUGGACUAGACAACAGUGUUAGCCUAUUUAAUAUGAAAUUUACAAAGAAACGUUCACGAUAAGAACCGUCCAUUAGGAGAGGACCUGCUCUGAUCGGACACCUCAAAAGAAAAAAGAAAAAAAAAGAAAAAUGACAAUGACAUUUUGGUUUUUCGAGUAUUAUUAUGGUUGAUGUGUUUUUUAUGCAUAGAAAGAUGUUACGUUUAAGUCAAAGUAGCAAAUAAUCUUUCCAUUUGCCAAGUUUUAUAUUGCUUGUGUACAGUAUGUACAGACGCUCUGUGUAAGGAAGAGAAGGAAAUUCCUGCUCAUUAGUUUGUAUAAUUAUAUAUAUUACCAAAAAAAGAAAUUCAUCAAGAAGGUGAUUGAUUUUAGUUUAAUUAUGUGUUGCGACUCGACGGGAAAAUGUGCUUCCUUUGCUGCAAAACUGUACAGUUGGUAAUCAAGUUGUAAAUAAAGCUUGUAUAAAAUUCUGA